AUGUCUAAAGAAGUUUAAGGGUUAUUGAAGACUUAUUUAUAAGUUGAAAAAGAAGCAUAAUAGAUUAAAGAUAAAUAGAUAAAAUUAGCUAAAGUAAUGAAAUCUAGUAAAUAAGAAUUUAGCGAAUUCCUGAAAUAGGCCCUCAUCCUUAAAAGUAAUCGUAAAGCAAAGUUAAAGAAUAAGUUUCAGUUUUGAAAUAGAAAAGAAUUUAAUUAGAAAAAGAAUCACAUAAAAUAUCUUAAGAACAUGAUUAUAUGUAGUAAAUACUUUAAAAUGAAUUGAAGAAAUAAUUAGCUCCUCCUCAAAAACAUAAUGAUAUAUUAAUAAACUUAGAAAAAGUAGCCUAAGAAACUUAAUUUACAUAUCUCAAAUUUAGAACUGAAAAGUUUAUGCAAAAAUUAAUAAAGAUCUUUUCUAUAUUUUCUAUAAAGCAAGAAUUUCUUUAAAAAAUAAAGAAAUAAUAAUAGAAAUCAAUUGAAGAAAUACAAAAAUAUUUUGAAUUCAGAAAUUUCUAAAUAUAAAAGAAGGCAUUUAAUAGUUGGAAAAAGUUUUAUUUUGAUAUAAAAGAAGAGAGAAGAUUAAAAGAAGAAUAAUAAUAAAAGAAGUAUGAGAUGGGAUAAAAUGUAAAAAUAAUAUAUUAAAUAUUAGUAAUUGGCUUUGGAAUUUAAUAAUUUUUGUUUAACAAAUAAAUGUUUUAAAGCACUUAAAUAAUAUGUUAAAAUGAAUAAGUUAACAAAAUAAUUUGAGACAGAUUAAAAUUAAAUUAAAGUUAAAGUCAACAAUUUUUUAAAUCAAAUGCAAAAAUAAAUAUCUGAUGCUUUGGAAAAAGAGAAAGAAGAAAUUUAAUUAAUUAAAUAAUCAAAUUUGAUUAAUGAUGAAGAAUUGACAAUAUCAAAUUCAUAAUAAUCUAUAUAAUCUGAUAAAGAUGAGAAGAUUGAUUAAAACUAAGAAGAAAUACUUUAAUCAUAUGAAAAUGAAUUUUUAUAACAUUCAAAUGAAGAAUAAAUGUAAUUAACAAUAUAACCUAUAUAACAUCCUGAAAUAUAGUAAAUUAAUUAACAGAAAUAAAAUAUAAACUUAAGAGUUAAUUAAUUAGAUGAAGUACCUAUUAAAUAAAAAUCUUAAAUAAAUGAAAAUCAAAUAGUUUAAGAAAAUAAUCAAAUUCCUCUACCAAUAAAUCCUUGGAAAUAAAAGUAAGUCAGUUCAAUUUAAAAUAUGGUCGAUGAUAAUGAAUAAUUAAUAUAAAAAUAAAAUAGUCCUCAAAAUAUGUCAUAAUAAAGUUAUUCCAGAUAAAGAUCAGUUGAUAAAAAAAAUAAUUAUUCAAAAGAAUUAGAAGAAAAAGCUAAAAAAAGAAAAGAGAUGAAUGAAAUUAUUAAAAAGAAACAUGAAGAUAAAAGAAAGUAAAAAGAAAUAGAAAGAUAAUAAUAGGAAUAAUAAAGAUAAUUGGAGAUAAAAAAAUAAAAAGAAGAAGAAUAUUAUAGAAUUUAAGAAAAAAAGAAAAGAGAAUUAGAAUUAAAAUAAAGAAAAGAAUAGGAGAAAUUUGAAGAAGAAUAUAAAACAGAGAUUGCAAUUAAGCAUUAUGAAAGAAGUUUAUAAAAAUAUCAAAUAUUUAUACCAAUUUUGAAACUUCAUUAAUAAUUUUAGAUGAAUCAAUAAAGAGCUGAAAAUCAUUAUGAAAAUAGUUUAAAAUAAAACUUCUUUUAUCUACUAAGAAAAAUAAAAUAAAUAUGUGAAGAUUAAAGAGAAUAUGAAGAAUAAAUUAAAAAUAAUAUAUCAAAUAGUCAUUAUGAAAGAAAUAUAAAAUUAAAAGCAAUUUUUAGUCUAAAAUCUUUUAAAGACACUUAAAUAAAGAAAUUAUAGGAUGCUGAAUAAAUUAGAUAAAAAUAUAUAAAGAGACAUAUAAUGACUGCUUGGUAUAUUUAAUUACCAGAGAUGAGAGCUGAAAAUGUAAAAUUAGAAAGAGCUUCAGAAAGAUUAGUUAAUGAUUUUAGAAAAGUAAAAUUUUUUAUAAAUUUAGGCAAUACUUUAAAAAUAAUUUUUUAAUGAGUGGAAAAAUGUUAUACGAGAAAAUAUUGCUUAAAGAAUUAGAGAGUAAAAUAAAUAAGAAAUGUGGUAGAAAGUAAAUUAAUGGUUAUAAGAAUUUGAUGAUGAAAAAAUAGAAUGA
Paramecium sonneborni is the source of this 2164-nucleotide messenger RNA. NCBI's taxonomy places the organism in Eukaryota, Ciliophora, Oligohymenophorea, Peniculida, Parameciidae. The record is from the annotation of a GenBank genome assembly.